GCGGAACGCCGCCCGGCGGCGGGUCGGGACCUGUGUCAGCAGCCCAGCGGGUACUCGGGCGGGACAUGGCGGGCUGUGUGGCCCGGCGGGCCCUGACCGUGGGCAGUCGCUGGUGGUCCCGGUCGCUGACCGGGGCCCGGGGGCCGAGGCCGCUCUGUGCGGCGGGUGGAGCUGGGACCUUCCCACCAGUGGCGACCACGACGACGCGGAGGCACCUCUCGUCCCGAAACCGACCAGAGGGCAAAGUUUUGGAGACAGUUGGUGUGUUUGAAGUGCCAAAACAGAACGGAAAAUAUGAGACUGGGCAGCUUUUCCUUCACAGUGUUUUUGGCUACCGAGGUGUUGUCCUGUUUCCCUGGCAGGCCAGACUGUAUGACCGGGAUGUGGCUUCUGUAGCUCCAGAAAAAGCAGAGAACCCUGCCGGCCACGGCUCGAAGGAGGUGAAAGGCAAAACUCACACUUACUAUCAGGUGCUGAUUGAUGCCCGAGACUGUCCACAUAUAUCUCAGAGAUCUCAGACAGAAGCUGUGACUUUCUUGGCUAACCAUGACGACAGCCGGGCCCUCUAUGCCAUCCCAGGCCUGGAUUAUGUCAGCCAUGAAGACAUCCUCCCCUACACCUCCACUGAUCAGGUUCCCAUCCAGCACGAGCUCUUUGAAAGAUUUCUUCUAUAUGACCAGACAAAAGCACCCCCUUUUGCGGCUCGGGAGACGCUACGGGCCUGGCAAGAGAAGAAUCACCCCUGGCUGGAGCUCUCCGAUGUCCACCGGGAAACAACCGAGAACAUCCGUGUCACCGUCAUCCCCUUCUACAUGGGCAUGAGGGAAGCCCAGAAUUCCCACGUCUACUGGUGGCGUUACUGCAUCCGCUUGGAGAACCUCGACAGUGACGUAGUACAGCUCCGGGAGCGACACUGGAGGAUAUUCAGUCUAUCCGGCACCUUGGAGACAGUGCGGGGCCGAGGGGUGGUGGGCAGGGAACCAGUGUUAUCCAAGGAGCAGCCCGCAUUCCAGUACAGCAGCCACGUCUCCCUGCAAGCUUCCAGUGGGCACAUGUGGGGCACAUUCCGCUUCGAGAGGCCUGAUGGUUCCCACUUUGAUGUCCGGAUCCCUCCCUUCUCCCUUGAAAGCAAUAAAGAUGAGAAGACACCACCUUCAGGCCUUCACUGGUAGGCCAGCUGAGGCCCUGAGCACCCAGGCUCAGACCCCAGAGAACAGCUCACAUCCCACAAUUGCUGCAGAACUCUGUCAUGGGCCACAGUGGGUCUCUUAAUUGUUUGCACCUUUUGAUUGUGGGGUUCUUAUUUUGGCGGGUGGAGUAUAACUGUUUUCUCCAGAAGACCCACGUAGGACUCCUCCAAGGGUGGCCUUCCCCGUAAGCCCUGCCUACGCUGUGUUCCAGUAAACCUUCCCAUCAGGAACUCUCUGUGUUCAGAUGCCAUACAGGCUAGGAAACAGGAGGAGUUUCCUAGCCUGUCACACAAGUUGUCUAGAAUGUGAGGUUUGGUCAAUAAACCAGUGCACGCUUGG
Messenger RNA from Eubalaena glacialis (North Atlantic right whale), 1529 nucleotides. It is a transcript of the gene POLDIP2, whose product is annotated as DNA polymerase delta interacting protein 2. Gene Ontology annotation, biological process: error-free translesion synthesis. Gene Ontology annotation, cellular component: mitochondrial nucleoid; nucleus. The coding region runs from base 66 to 1172 and encodes 368 amino acids. Gene Ontology annotation, molecular function: DNA binding. The transcript is spliced from 11 exons. Lineage: Eukaryota; Metazoa; Chordata; Mammalia; Artiodactyla; Balaenidae. The record is from RefSeq and is a predicted model, not a curated record.